Messenger RNA from Ricinus communis (castor bean), 1121 nucleotides. Its product is annotated as transcription factor MYB59. Gene Ontology annotation, cellular component: nucleus. The transcript has 3 exons. NCBI's taxonomy places the organism in Eukaryota, Viridiplantae, Streptophyta, Magnoliopsida, Malpighiales, Euphorbiaceae. Gene Ontology annotation, biological process: regulation of DNA-templated transcription. Gene Ontology annotation, molecular function: sequence-specific DNA binding; DNA-binding transcription factor activity. The record is from RefSeq and is a predicted model, not a curated record. The coding region runs from base 149 to 877 and encodes 242 amino acids.
UAAGAGUAACAUAUGCCUAAUGUCCAGGCACAACAGAGUAGGUGGAGCAAAGCUCUCUUUCUAAGAAAAAGCUGGAAGGACAGAGACCAAAGCAAGGAAAAAAAGCAAGAAAAAUGAAAAUGAUGCAAGACGAAAUCAGAAAGGGUCCAUGGACAGAACAGGAAGACAUUCUCCUGAUCAACUUUGUGCACUUAUUUGGAGAUCGACGAUGGGAUUUUAUUGCCAAAGUUUCAGGUUUGAAGGUGGCGGGAGGCACAUAAUAGGUCUGAACAGAACUGGAAAAAGUUGCAGGUUACGCUGGGUUAACUAUCUCCAUCCUGGACUCAAAAGGGGGAAGAUGACACCCCAAGAAGAGAAACUUGUGCUGGAGCUUCAUGCCAAAUGGGGAAAUAGAUGGUCAAGAAUUGCUCGCAAAUUACCAGGGCGAACAGAUAAUGAGAUAAAGAACUAUUGGCGAACUCAUAUGCGAAAGAAGGCUCAAGAGAGGAAGAGGGCCAUGUCGCCAUCAUCAUCAUCUUCUAACAGUUCCUCGGGAUCAAAUAUAACUACAGUCAAUUCAUCAUCACCUUUCCCGGAGACUGGAGAAGCAAGCUUCUAUGAUACAGGGGGGCCUGACUCCUCAGCUUUAGGUGGAAAAAGCAGGGAGGAAGUCCAAGGAGGUGAAAAGGGGUACUCGAUGGAUGAGAUAUGGAAAGAUAUUGAGAACACUAUUGGACCAGUUUGUGAUGGUUUCAGUAAAGAAGGCUGCAAUUUUUCUUGUCCCUCAAUCGUGUCUCCACCGUGGGAUUAUUGUCCAGAGCCGCUAUGGAGGAUGGAUGAUGAGGAGAGCAAGAUGCUUCUGUCUUACGAGUACGGGACAAUGUUUUUAACUGGCUAAUCAGAAAUUCUUUAUUUAUAUUUCUUCAAAGACGUUAAUGUUUCUCUGAGGAAGCUCUAACCUGUACAGUAAUGGGUUUUCUCUAAGCUUUCUGAUGUGUUAUCAUCUUAUGCAAAAAACCUAUGUUCCCGUGUUUUUGUGUGUUUUCACUUUUCAGAGAGGAAGAGAGAACCUUAUCAACUCUCCUAUCAGGGGAUUGUACUUCUCAAUGAUGUAUAAUAGACCUUAAGUUUUUAAUGUGGAA